AAUGCGAACGCUAACCUUCUUGUGCCUUCUCUCAUCAUGCUACUGUUGGGAACUUGGGUGGGAACAGUCAACUGGUGUAAAAGGAAAACUUCUUUGUAACCGUAAACCGGUCAAUGAUGCGAGAAUAUGGAUUUUUGAGAGGGAACCUUUGAACACAGUCCGACUCAUAAAUAAACAACCCGCCAAACCGGGUAAAUUUGGAAAAUUCAAAAUUGAAGGCACUGCUACAGAGGUAACCGAAAUCGAUCCAUACAUCAUGGUCAUACAUUGGUGCACUUGGAAUAAGGAACGAACUAAAUUCUGCAUAGACAUCCCAUCAAAGUAUAUAAACAAAGGCCGUAAAGUAAAGACAUACUACUAUCUGGCAUUGGAGCUCACCGAGGAGCGCGUUAUACAGAAAAAGUGCCCCUAAUUCACAGAUGAAUAAAGACUUUCUCAUUUUA
This is a messenger RNA of Cylicocyclus nassatus, 443 nucleotides long. The record is from the annotation of a GenBank genome assembly. NCBI's taxonomy places the organism in Eukaryota, Metazoa, Nematoda, Chromadorea, Rhabditida, Strongylidae.